Microplitis mediator is the source of this 5972-nucleotide messenger RNA. RefSeq names its product TATA-binding protein-associated factor 172 (gene Hel89B). Bases 263 to 5950 code for a protein of 1895 amino acids. Gene Ontology annotation, molecular function: ATP-dependent chromatin remodeler activity; DNA binding; ATP hydrolysis activity. Lineage: Eukaryota; Metazoa; Arthropoda; Insecta; Hymenoptera; Braconidae. The transcript is spliced from 4 exons. The record is from RefSeq and is a predicted model, not a curated record.
GCAAUAUGGCUGUCAGUAUAAAUUUGAUGCUUGUAAGAUGCUUUUCUCUCCGAAUAAUUGGCAAAAUCUAACAUAUAGAUAUAAAAUUUUAAAUAGUUCAGAACGUAAUGUGAUAUAUGGAGUUCCUGUAAAAUGGGAAAUGGGAAUGCGGGUCAGUUGAAUAUUAAAACGUUUAUUUUAAAUUGAUAACGACGAUAAAGUUAAAUAAUCGACAUUCCCGUUUAAGGUUUAUGCUAAAAAUUUAAUUUCAUAAUCCAAAGCCAUGGCAUCGAGGCUCGAUCGGUUAUUUAUAUUACUGGAGACUGGAACUAAUUCAGCAACAAAAAAAGCAGCUGCUCAACAGUUGGGUGAAGUUCAGAGGCUUCACCCACACGAGCUACAUCAUUUGCUAGCACGUGUGUCAGCUUUGUUAAAGUCCCCGCAAUGGGACACCAGAGUAUCAGCUGCACAGGCCAUACAAGCAAUACUCACUCAAGUACCUGUGUGGGAUCCUCAACCAAUAAAAAAAGAAUUGUUAGACAAAGAAAAAUUCCAGCGUAAUGAAAAUCCCAAAAACCAAUUGACAUUCGAAAGUUUUGACAUGAACCAGGUACUGGCAAAGAGCACACAUUUAACUGGAUCAGAGGGUAGUGAGUACGAUCUAAUAAUUGCUGAGGGUGAUCAGCAACAGGCUUUUAGUAACCAGGGUGAUAAAUUAUUAGCUGCUAAUUUAGGACUUGAUCCGCGAUUAAUUGGAGUUGACACUUCGGAACUCUUUACUGCCGAGGAUCUUGCACUUCCUGUUAAAUUAUCUCAAGCUCAAUCGAACAAAAUAUCAGUAAGCGAAACACUUGAGCAGUCUGGUGGAUUGAGUAGACGUGAAAUAAAUCGAGCGAAACGCAAAGCGAGACAGUCGAUAUCUAAACAGCGAUCACGUGAACCAGAUGAGCAGCUUGAGACACCAAAUAAUGUAAUACAGUCAAAUGAUAAUGUAGAAUCUCUUAAAAAAAAAAUAAAAAUGGAGGAUGUAGUCUCAACAGAUUUAAGCUCAAAUUGUGAAUCAAAAAAAGACGAGACGUGUAUCUCAGCAGUACCUGAUGGUACAGGCUCUUGGCCUGAUACAAUAUUAGAUUGGCCAUUGGAGUCAUUUAGUGAAAGCCUCUGCCAAGAUCUCUUCAGUCAGAAAUGGGAGAUAAGACAUGGGGCAGCCACGGCAUUGCGUGAACUUGUACGACUUCAUGGUAAAGGAGCUGGCAAGUCACGUGACCAAACUCAAGAGGAGAUGGAAGAAAGUAAUCGUCGUUGGAUAAUAGACGCUGCGUUACGCCUUCUCUGUGUACUAGGACUUGAUCGUUUUGGUGACUUCGUGUCCGACCAAGUGGUCGCACCUGUUCGGGAAACUUGCGCUCAAGCUCUGGGUUCCCUAGUUCUUUUGCUGCCCAAUGACGGGGGUAAAGGUAUCAUGGGAAUAGUCAAAGUUUUGUUAAAACUUUUAGAACACGAUGAGUGGGAAGCUAGACACGGAUCUCUUCUAGCCUUGAAAUAUUUACUGGCUGUAAGGGACGAUCUUUUGGAUCAAAUUCUUCCUGCUGCAUUUCCAGCAGUGAUACGAGGACUUUCCGAUCCUGUAGAUGAUGUUGGAGCAGCAGCAGCCAGCGCACUUAUUCCAGUAGCUUCAACACUGCCGCGAUUAUUGAAAUCCGAUCAGCUUCAAGCAGUAAUAGGACGACUCUGGGAACUUCUUCGUGACCAAGAUGACCUUGCAGCUGCAUGUAAUAGUUUUAUGGGAUUACUUGCGGCUAUACUUUCAUUACCCGCAGCACGAGCUUGUCUAUCACCACAACCAUUAUCAUUAGUAUUACCACGAUUGUGGCCGUUUCUCAGCCACGCAAGUUCAAGUGUACGUAAGGCAACACUACAAACUUUACAAACGUUAACAGGAGAAGACAAAGACAAUGAAGAAAACCGAAAGGAACGAUGGGGUGAAGAGGGGAGUGUAAUUCUCCAAGAAGCACUACGUCAUGUUUUCCAGCGAGUUUUAAUUGAACAUGUAACUGCUAUUCAAGAAGUCGCUGAAAAAGUUUGGGAGAAUCUUGUGGUUCACAGCGACCUUGAGUUACUUCUUCACGCGGCUUGUCCGCUUAUCAGCACGUGGCUCUGCUUAGCGAUGCAGCCCGAUAACGUUCCAUUUAAUGCUCUACUUCUCAUAAAUUACAACAACAUAAAUGUUAAUUCUAGCCCAUCAAAAGUUGCGCCAAAAACCGGUCAAACAAACGGAGACGGACAGUCGGAUUCUGGCAGCAGCAGCAUCAGCAUCACAGGAAAGUCUGCAUCUGAACUAAAGGUUUACAUUGGAGGGAUUGAAACGGUGCCUCAAGCAGUUCGAUUAUCAAAUUCCGUACGAGCACGAAUAAUGGCCACACGGAUGCUCGGUUUGUUGUCUCGCUAUGUCGUAAAACCUGCACCAGGUGUCGUUUACACUCCAGAUAUUCCCAGCCCAGCAUUUUGCUAUGCCAGAGUACUACUAGCCCAUCUCGCUUCGAGAUCUGCUCUCCAGCGUACCGUCGUAGGCCUAACGAUUGCUCAUUGGGCAGCUUUAGAACAUCCUCAUACUCCAGAGGUACCUGAUAUUCUGCGUGAUAAACUUUUAGGAUGUCUAAGUGAGUGUACAUACUACGAUGAAAUCGCUGGCGCUUUCACAAGACUUUUACACGACAGCAAAGAUUACAUGGCGACUUUGAAACAUUACAAACUAAUGUUGCCUAUCGCCGCUGAAAAUACAAGUGGAGUAUUAACUCUUGAUCAAAUUACUAGUCUUGCAGGAAAGCCUAUCAUUGGCUUACAAGCUUUAAAUAGUGGAACGAGUACUGGAGGUACUGGUGGAGGUGGGGCAGCAUUGAACAAAUUGAAACCAAAACUUGUGACCAGUCUUGAGGAACGAAGGAAAACACUUGAAGUUGGAGCAUCGAAUACGGCUGCUCAGCAACUAUCGCUAAAUGUCAUGGCCAUGGCUGCACUUUCUGGUGGAGCGACGAUGCUGCACUGCUUACCUGAACCUCCACAGCCAUUGAAUCCCCUAGUGAAACCUUUGAUGGAAGCGAUCAAGCGAGAGGAAGACGAAGACUUGCAGAGACUUGCGGCUAAACAUUUAGCUCACCUGGUUGACCUUUGCACUGAUCGGACACCAUCUCCGAACAACAAAAUAACCACUAAUCUGUGCACAUUCCUGUGUUCUGACAUGGAGUUCACGCCACGUGUGACAGACCGUGACUCGGAUGUCUUUGAUGGUAUUUUGACUCUUAACAAUAGAAAUAAACAUGCGGAACGAAUCGCUUAUAACAGAGGAACAGGAAUCGGAGGAUCAAGUAGCGGACGAGGGCCUGGUAGGCCUCCAGCUACAGAAAUACCUUUGGAGGAAUUGUUAGCUUACGAAGAACCAGAAGCAAAAGCUGCAAGAAAUCGUCGUCGGGGCGCUACAUUUGCACUGACAGCCAUCGUAAAACUAAUCGGGUCGCAGUUACCAACUCGUCUACCUCAUCUCUGGGACAUAAUUAUUAUGAAAAAUCAAAAUAAAGUCGAUCUGUCAUUGCAAAGUCACGUUAAUCGAACAGAAGAAGUCAAUAAUUUAAUUUUUAAUUUACAAGUUAUAGAAGUCGUAGUGUCCAGUCUUGAUAAAUCCAUUCUACCUCCAGUACUUGAAUGCUUACCGAGACUGUGUAAUCUUUUAGCUCACCCGUACAAAGCCGUAAGACACAUGGUGUCACGGUGCAUAGCCACCUUUGCUGUUUUGAACACCGAAAUUACAAUGGGACAUGUCGUGCGUUCUGUGAUUCCACUUCUAGAAGCUCACACUGCUGAUGCCGGUAAUUCUAGAAUCCCGGCAACUCCAACUGAGAGCGAUUUACGCCGUCAAGGCGCAGCAGAAGUACUCACAUGUAUUGUCGAGAAUCUUGGAGUCAACGUCGUACCAUUCGCUGUUCUUUUUAUGGUUCCGCUUCUUGGCAGGAUGUCCGAUCAAAAUCAAGCUGUAAGACUUGUCUGUAACUCAACAUUCGCAACGCUGAUACAGCUGCUACCUUUGGACUCUGGGUCAAUUACCGAUCCCCCGCAUCUCGCUGAGGAGAAAACUCAAGAGCGAAAAUUUCUCGAGCAACUGCUUAACCCUCGUAGCAUUCCCGAAACUAAAUUGACAGUUAAAGUCGCUGCGGAGCUGAGAUCUUAUCAGCAACAAGGACUCAACUGGCUCGACUUUCUCAAUCGCUAUCGACUACACGGUGUCCUGUGUGACGACAUGGGCCUGGGAAAGACUCUCCAGACUUUGUGUAUCCUGGCGAUAGAUCACCAGCGUAAUAAAGAUUCACCACCGAGUCUUGUUAUUUGUCCGCCGACGUUGACUGGCCACUGGGUAUACGAAGCUGAGAAAUUUUUGCAGUUGAAAGAUCUCCCGGUGCUACAGUACGCUGGGUCUCCACCGGAACGAGAAAAACUUCGACCCCGUGUUCAUCAGUAUCGAUUAAUUGUAGCGAGUUAUGACAUCGUUCGAAAAGAUCUUGAAUUUUUCGAAACAAUUCAGUGGAAUUAUUGUGUUCUUGACGAAGGCCACAUAAUAAAAAAUGGAAAAACUAAAAAUGCCAAAGCUGCUAAAAAAUUACGAUCGUAUCAUCGAUUGAUACUGUCAGGUACACCCGUUCAAAAUGACGUACUCGAAUUAUGGUCACUCUUUGACUUUUUGAUGCCUGGUUUUCUCGGGAGUGAAAAACAAUUUGCUGCUAAAUAUUCAAGACCGAUUCUUGCAUGCAGAGAAUCUAAAGCUGGACCUAAAGAACAAGAAGCUGGAGCACUUGCUAUGGAGGCUCUUCAUCGGCAGGUAUUGCCGUUCCUUUUACGACGUAAUAAAGAAGACGUUCUUCAAGAUCUGCCUCCAAAAAUAACCCAGGAUUACUAUUGCGAGUUAUCGUUACUACAAAAAAAACUUUACGAAGACUUCCGGACACGUCACUCAGCAACGCUUAUGUCAAACUCUACGUCACCAUCAACGGCAUCCUCUCCUUCACGCGGUCAUGUUUUCGAGGCACUUCGUUAUUUAAGAAAUGUUUGCAACCAUCCAAAAUUAGUUUUAGGUCCAAGUCAUCCUCUCUAUCAAACAGUUCAAGCUCAACUAGACCAACAGCAGACUAAUUUAUCAGACAUAGAACACAGCGCAAAAUUACCAGCAUUGAAACAACUACUCCUGGACUGUGGAAUCGGUCAAACCCAGCAACAAAAACCUUCGACGCCUUCUGGACUAAUCGAUAGUCAGCAAACGACACAGCAACUCGUCAGCCAACAUCGGGCUCUUAUAUUUUGUCAAUUGAAAGCCAUGCUAGAUAUUGUUGAAAAAGAUCUUCUCAGCGUUCAUUUGCCGACUGUGACGUAUCUUAGACUAGAUGGAAGUAUUCCAGCAAUUCAACGACACGCGAUCGUCGCUAGAUUUAAUGCCGACCCGUCUAUUGACGUGCUAUUGUUGACGACACAGGUUGGAGGACUGGGAUUGAAUUUGACUGGUGCGGACACUGUUAUUUUUGUUGAACAUGACUGGAAUCCGAUGAAAGACCUCCAGGCGAUGGACCGAGCUCAUCGGAUUGGGCAGAAGAAAGUUGUUAAUGUUUAUCGACUGAUAACCAGAUCAACUGUUGAAGAGAAAAUUAUGGGACUGCAAAAAUUCAAACUUUACACCGCUAAAACUGUCAUCAGUACAGACAACUCAUCGUUAGAUACCAUGCGAACCGAACAAUUAUUAGAUUUAUUUUCUUUGGAAAAUGGACGGGAAAAAAGAGCUGACGAGGGAGAAAAUUCACGAGGAAUUAAUGCUAUUCCAGGAGUCAGCCGAUCAGUUCUAGAAAUAAUACCAGAACUAUGGGAACAACAGCAGUAUGACGACGAAUAUGAUCUUGACGCAUUUUUAUCAACGUUAAAAGGAACCAACUUGUGAAAUUAUUAUUUAUAGUAUCCCA